AUGCAAACUCCAAAAAAAUCAUUUGAUACUCUACCUCAGCACAGACUGUCUAAAUCAACGAGUUCCAAAAAUUCACCUUCUGUAGAUGAAGGAGGAAGAUUCAUUCCGAAUCGAGUUCAUUCAAACCUAAAACUUUUAUUUGAAAAAGCAGAAAGAGAGACUAAUGAAUCUCCGCAAAAAGAAGAAGGAAGCCAAGCUUUUUCUGAUCUCGUGCACUCACAGCUUUUUGGGUUCCACCCCAUUAGCAGCGAAGUCCAAAGAAACCUCCUUCGCUAUAAGCCUGAAACAAAUGCGUUUGAGAAUAAAGAAAACAUGCCUUUGUUUCCAAUUUUCCCAACCCAUCAGAUGGUAAUGGAUUCUCCUCGGAACUUACCUAAACUUCCUUACAAAAUCCUAGAUGCUCCACAUCUAAAAGAUGAUUUCUACUAUGAUGUCUUAGACUGAUCUUCAAAAAACAUACUAGCAGUCGGCUUAAACAGCCAAGUUUACCUAUGAAACGCAAGUUCCUCACAGGUUUCAUUACUUUAUGACUUAGGAGGAGACAUGGUAACUUCCCUUAACUGGUCACCAUCAGGCAACCAUGUUGCAUUAGGCACAGAAAGCGGGAAAUUAAAAAUUUACGACAUCCAGCAAUCGGCACUGCUACAAGAAAUGCCUCCUCAUAUAGCGAGAAUAGGGACUAUUUCUUGGAAUAAUAUGAUGAUUUCUACAGGGUCUCGCGAUGGGAAUAUUAUGAACCGAGACAUGAGAUCUGGAGAAGUCUGCUCAAGAAUUCAAGCCCAUCGCCAAGAAAUAUGCGGAAUAAAAUGGUCCCCAGAUGGCCAAUAUUUAGCUUCAGGGGGAAAUGACAAUAAAUUACUACUAUGAACAGUCCAUAGCACAAAUUCUGUAGGGAUGCUCAGGGGGCAUACUGCAGCUGUAAAAGCUAUUGACUGGUCUCCUCAUCAGAAUGGAAUUCUUGCCUCAGGUGGAGGGACAGCUGAUAAAACUUUGAGGUUUUGGAAUACCCAUACAUUGGAAGAAAUUUCUUGUAUUGAUACAAAGUCACAGAUCUGCAAUAUGAGGUUUUCAAAGAAUUCCCAAGAAUUAGUAACUACACAUGGGUACUCACAGAAUCAUAUCAUUGUAUGGAGAUACCCGAAUAUUAAGCAAGUAGGAGUUUUAAAUGGACACACCAGUAGGGUCCUGUAUCUUUCUAUGUCUCCAGACUCUGAAAAUAUUGUGACUGGAGCUGGAGAUGAAACACUAAGAUUUUGGAAACUAUUUCCAAAGCAAGAAGAUAACCAACAGUUGGUAAGUGCGAUGAUUUUGAAUGUUAAUAAUUUAAGAUAA
Molecule: messenger RNA, 1332 nt
Organism: Blepharisma stoltei
Lineage: Eukaryota; Ciliophora; Heterotrichea; Heterotrichida; Blepharismidae
Source: the annotation of a GenBank genome assembly